This is a messenger RNA of Phyllostomus discolor (pale spear-nosed bat), 10085 nucleotides long. It is a transcript of the gene ANTXR2, whose product is annotated as ANTXR cell adhesion molecule 2. The transcript has 16 exons. Gene Ontology annotation, molecular function: signaling receptor activity. The record is from RefSeq and is a predicted model, not a curated record. Lineage: Eukaryota; Metazoa; Chordata; Mammalia; Chiroptera; Phyllostomidae. Gene Ontology annotation, cellular component: membrane. The coding region runs from base 662 to 2158 and encodes 498 amino acids.
GCUUGGGUUGCAGUGGCUGAUCCCAGCCACUAGCCCGGAGCCCGCUCAGCCUCCUCCCCUAAAGGGGACCGCCCGGCUGCGUGGUGCCAGAGCCCAGCACAACGAGAAAAGUUUGGAGCGCCUGGGGGAGUUGGGCCGCCGGAGGAAGGGAGCCAGAGGACAGGGACCUCCACUCAAAGUUUGAGCGGCCGUCGCCUCAUUCCGGGGGCGUCCGCCCCGCAGCGCCCUGCAGCAGCCAGACUUCAGUCCAGCCGGAGGAAUGGGGCUCUCGGUCCGGGACCAAGGCGAGCGCUAGGAGCUCGGCUAGAGGACUAGAGGACGGGGAGGAACUUGUUUUGCGAGCUGUCGCCGUGGGCCCUCCUUGUGUGCAGGAACUCUCCGGAAUCCGGUGGGGAAGGACUGGAUCGCUCUUCCACUGGGAUUCGCCAAGAGUUCCGGCGGCAGCUGCGGAGGUUGCAGAUUCUCCCUUUGUCCUCCUAGGACCUCCCUCCCACCCUUUUUUCCUCCCUCUGUCAGUUAGUGGGUUCCGCUGACCCAGGCCCCAGUGCCCCAGCUGCUCGCUGUCCCCACCCCAGGGUCCCUGGUAACUCCUACCACCGUAGUGUUCCACCGAGUCGAGCCGAGGGGGCUGUGAGCAGAGUCGCAGGCCCCUGGCCACAGGAUGGUGGCGCGGCUGUCCCUGGCCCGCAGUCCCGGGAGCUGGCUGGUCCCCGGGCUGUGCCUGCUUACGCUUAGUGGCCCGGGAGGACUGCUGAGCGCGCAGGAGCAGCCCUCCUGCAGAGGAGCCUUUGAUCUCUACUUCGUCCUGGACAAGUCUGGGAGUGUGGCGAAUAACUGGAUUGAAAUUUACAAUUUUGUCCAGCAACUCACGGACCGAUUUGUGAGCCCUCAAAUGAGAUUAUCUUUCAUUGUGUUUUCUUCUCAAGCAACCAUUAUUUUGCCAUUAACUGGAGACAGAGGCAAAAUCAGUAAAGGCUUGGAGGAUUUAAAACGUGUUGUUCCAACAGGAGAGACAUACAUCCAUGAAGGACUAAAGCUAGCUAACGAACAAAUUGAGAAAGCAGGAGGCUUAAAAACCUCCAGUAUCAUAAUUGCUCUGACAGAUGGUAAGUUGGACGGUCUGGUGCCAUCAUAUGCAGAGAAAGAGGCAAAGACAUCCAGGUCAUUUGGGGCUAGAGUUUACUGUGUUGGUGUCCUUGACUUUGAACAAGCUCAGCUUGAAAGAAUUGCUGAUUCCAAGGAACAAGUUUUUCCUGUCAAAGGUGGAUUUCAAGCUCUAAAAGGAAUAAUUAACUCUAUACUCGCUCAGUCAUGCACUGAAAUCCUGGAAUUGCAGCCCUCAAGUGUAUGUGUUGGGGAUGAAUUUCAAAUUGUUUUGAAGGGAAGAGGAUUCAACUUGGGCAGUCGCAGUGGCAGCGUUCUCUGCACUUACACAGUGAAUGAAACCUACACAAAGAGUGUACAGCCAGUAAGUGUGGAGCUGAAUUCUAUGCUUUGUCCUGCACCUUCCCUGAGUAAAGUUGGAGAAACUCUUGAUGUAUCAGUGAGCUUUAAUGGAGGAAAAUCUGUCAUCUCAAGCUCAUUAAUAGUCACAGCCACAGAAUGUUCUAGUGGGAUUGCAGCCGUCAUCGUUAUUUUGGUGUUAUUGCUACUCUUGGGUAUUGGUUUGAUGUGGUGGUUUUGGCCCCUUUGCUGCAAAGUGGUUAUCAAGGAUCCUCCCCCACCACCACCCCCUGCACCAAAAGAGGAGGAAGAAGAUCCUCUGCCAAACAAGAAAUGGCCAACUGUGGACGCUUCCUAUUAUGGAGGUCGAGGAGUUGGAGGAAUUAAAAGAAUGGAGGUUCGUUGGGGAGAUAAAGGAUCUACUGAGGAAGGUGCAAGGCUAGAGAAAGCCAAAAAUGCUGUGGUGACGAUCCCUGAAGAAACCGAGGAGCCUGUCAGGCCUAGGCCACCUCGACCCAAACCCACAUACCAGCCUUCUCAGACAAAGUGGUACACGCCCAUUAAGGGUCGGCUUGAUGCGCUCUGGGCUUUGCUGCGGCGACAGUAUGACCGGGUUUCCUUGAUGCGACCUCAGGAAGGAGAUGAGGUUUGUGUGUGGGGUUGUGUUGGGAAACAGCUCACUGCUUGGGUCCAUAUAAUGAAAGCAGUAAAGUAAUAAUCAGAAAGAAUUGAAAGCCCUCAUUACACUUGAGGAAGGAAUUAUCAUCUCAUGCAAAUUCCUGUUACAUAGGGUGCUUAAUAAAUUAUUAUUUGUUAGAAUGCAUCUUCAAGCUGCAGUUUAAUGCAAAUCCCUUUUCAACUAAUACAUAAAAAAUUAUGACUGCUUAUUAAAGCAAGUACACAUGCUUUAAUAAGCAGACUGGUUGCUUCAGCCUUUGAUUUGGACAACAUCACAUUCUGAGGUUUUACCAAGUGGGAGAACAGACUGGCGAUUAGAAUUGAAGCCUCUAGCACUCACUACCAGUGAGGCCUGGAGAACAUGCCUCAGGGCUUCCAUUUGUUUAGGUGUACAUAUGUUAUUUCCCUGCCCCCAACAGUUUAUGUAAUCUACUUUCUUGCAUAUAUGAAAGUGUCUUUAAAAGCAUUGUAGAAGUGUAUACAUGUAUAUACACACAUACACAUAUAUGUCAAAAUAUAUAAAUACACACACACUUGUGUAUAUGCAUUUUCUCUACCAUUGAAGCAUAUGGAAUAACUAUAGUUUUAUAAUUAAUAUAUUAGGACUAUUUCCUAUUAUGUUAAUGUAAGAAAAAUGGCUUAAACCUUUGAAUAUGUAACAAUGGUAAGUUUGGUUCAGAAACACACUACUGUUACUGAUAUUAAUAGGGUCUCUUCAUUAUGUGUCAGCAAGCCUGUAAACUUCAUUCACUUAAGCUUCAGAGGACUUUAGGUUCAUUCCAGUCCAAUAGGCUAUUUUUUUUAAAAGAUAACAUAAUAACAUAUUUGAUGAGAUUCAUAUUUAGUUUCUAGUGCCAAGCUGUCAUAUUCAGUGUUAUGGGAUUCUGUCUUGCUGCUUAAAAUAUAAAAACAUCUAAAUCUUAUGAUUUUACUUCUUUGAAAUGGGGGUAAUUUUAAAAACAUCUGAGUUCAACCAUUUAGGAAAUCCAACUGAGAAAGUAUUCCUGGAAUGUUCCCAGCACAUCAUUUACCCUUUGCUAGGACCACAGGUAGGAGAUAACCAGGUGGUGUAUGAAGCAGCCUCUUUCAUUACCACGCCACUGUGGUUAAUAGAAUGGUCUUAAUAUCUAAUGAGAUCUGUGCCCCUGUUUAAAUGUGUGCGUGAUUUGGAAUUCUGCCUCUGGAACAACCUAUAACAACUCUACUUGCCCUUCAACAUGCUAGACUUUCACUUUAUGUUUUAAAAUUGUUUUUAUGACAUUGUAGUUUUGUUCCAUUUUAGUUUUCUGUCCCUCAUGUUAAACACUAGUUCAUUGGUUCAUCAUUUUUACCUUUCUGUGUGUUGAGUAUUGCUAACACUGAAGAUGUAGUGGCCAGAAAAAAGAGAGUGUUUCCAGUGCUCUUGCCAAUACUCUAUAUAGUCUUUUAAUGCUCAUAAUUAAAACGUUUUUUAGUCUUUCAACAUUCCUACUAUUUUUUAUUUAAUUCAAUACUUUUUAAAUUGUAAAUAUGUAUAAGUAACGCCAUCAGGUAAUACUAAAGGGUUAACCAUAGCCUUUGUUGUUAAGAAACCUGAAAUUUGUUUGGGAAGCAAAAUAUAUACAAAGAUAAUGUUUAUUGCAGAAUGUGAUCUGGGUCAUAUUAUAGGUUGGUAUCAAGUACUUUUGAGUGCACACAGCAAGAGAGAUUAACUUUUCCUGGAGGAAUUUGGGAAUAUUUAUUCAAAACCUUAGGCCUUAUACUAUGAAAAUGAGUAGGAUUUCAUCCGAUGGAGUUGGGUGAAAUGAGGAAUGAGAGUUUCCAUUGAGGAAGCAUCAUGAGCAAAGUCCCUGAGAUAGCCAAGAAUACAGUGACUUGAGGGUUACUAGAUAGUCUGGAGACUGGGGGGAAACCAGAAUAAGUUAGCAACAGAAGAGAUCUUUUAGUCUGGAUAAGUUGACAUGUUUGGUUUUUAAAACAAUGCAUUACACUCAUUCUUGUGUUGAUUCAACAAAUACUUAUCUAGUGCGUACCAUGUACUGAGAACUUUGUUAGACACCAAAUAAAUUUAGCGUCCUUCUUAAAUUAUAGUGCUGGAAUAUUCCACAUGUUGCCCCAACUGUUUAAAUUUGUAUUUAUUUUUCCAUGAUGGAAGACUAAUACUUCCAUUAUUUUGACCAAGAUUUCCUUUGAUUUUUAGUAAUUGCACACACUUUCAUUUAAUAUAGUCCCAAAGCCUUCUAUUCCAACUCUUGAGGCCAAAUUGUUUCAAAAUUCAUAAAUUUUCAGAUUUUAGGAAUCUGAUAGAGUCCAUAUAUUACAUUUAUGUAAACAGCACCUCCUGAUCAUUAUUCAGACAUUUUGCUACAAAAUAUUAAUUGCUAAAAGUGGACAAAUAUAGACUAUAAGUAGUCUCAAGUUAGCUCAGGCCAGGUUUUUACUUGUAAAUGCAUUUUGAUGACAAACUUUGCACAACAAUUUGUUUUCAAAUAUUUCAUAUUUUGAAAGUUUAGAUAAAAGAUAGUAGGCCUUUACUGUGUGAUAAAUUAGUUUUUCCAUACUCUAUAUAUGCUAUUUUUGAUUUGUUGUUUGUUUUUUACUUUAAGCUUAGUAAACAUCGAUUGUUGGUUCAAUUAGCUAAUUUGCUGUUCUGUCAAAUAUAUAUGAUUUUAUGUGUGCUUGACACAGUCUGACACAAUCUUUGUUCAUAAUGCCUAUUUUUGAUACAGUUACUGGUUCCAACAUUUUGUCACCUGCAAAUUUUGUCACUUAUUUCAAGCCACUGUUAAAAUCUCAGUGUGACCCUUUGUGAAAGCUUUUCCUGACAGGCUGACGCUCCACAGUUAGCUAGUGUUAGUAUGGUAAAGUUAGCAAACACCCAACUGUACAAGCUCAGAUUACCAUUUUAUUUAUAAGGCUAUUUAAUAUAUUUUGUUAAAUUGUUUGCUGAAUUUAAGGUAUAAUGUAUAUUUAUGGGUUCCCCCAUCCAAGCAAUCAAUGAUGCAAAAUUAUUUGAUCAUGGAAAUCAGGUAUGCUUUACAUGAGUUAUUCUUGUGCUUCUGCUUUCUUGCCAAUGAUCCUUUAUAUCUAUUUUUUUAGGAUGGGGUUUGAUACAAAGUCUGUAGUUAUUGACAUAUACCCUUUUCCCUUCAAACAACUUGGGAAAUCUUUUCCCUCCUGCCUCCUUUGUUUAUUUCUCAUCUCAUGUUUUAUGUUUCACAAGGACUAUUAAGAAUAUUUGUUUCUGUGAAUUCCACAUCAUUAACCAGGUCCUCAACGUUUGAUAGAAUUAAUUCCAAUGUAAAUUUCCCCUCCCACAGAAAUAUAACCUGACUUUUUCAGAGAUUAAAUGAUAGAAUCAGCAAGAAUCGUGUCAAUACUGUAGCAGAAUUAGUGUUGUGUAUACUAAUAAUUUAGGGUAACCAAAGAGUUCCAAUUUUUGCAUAUCUUUACGUUAUGUUUCAUAAAGCCAUCGUACUGCUUUGGUUACAAGAUCUCUAGAAUGCUUUCCCUUUCCUUCCUUCCUUUUUUCCUUCCUUCCCUCUUUCUAUCCAUCUUUUUUGUUCUUUGUCUCUUAAAUAUGUUUACCUCCACUAUGCUUUCAUUUUCAGGUUUUCUAAUUCCUUAUACCAGUUAAUGCAUUUCUUAUAUACUAUGCCAAUUUUCUUUUUGGCUUCAUUUGAAUGACUGAAGACUUUUAGUUUCUCUAUUCUUAUCCUAAUGAACACAGUAAAAUCAUUACUGACAAGGCCUACCAUGUAACUCUAUGAUACUUGUGCUGAAAAGAAUCUGCACCAAUCACAGGACAAUUAAUUAUAGUAAAUAUUUUGGUGGAUUUAACUUAAAAAUCUUUACAAUAACUGAAACAUAUCAAAUAUUAUUAUCCAAAAGAGUCAUAUUUAAUUAUUUGUUUAAAUAAAAUUACAAUUGCAUGGUGCAGUGGCAUAAUUUUACUGAGACUCCAUCUCACAAAUUUUAUUUUAUAAAAUGGGAGACUAUAAUAUUUCUUAAAUUCCAGUACUUUUUGCUUUAGAGUAAUUUUCAUUUGAGAAACCUGAAGUAAUUUACCUAGUAUGAAAAGGAGGCUCCAGAAGUAAAGAGAGAAUCAGCAAGUAGCACUGGGCACAGUUCAUUGUGACGUAUGGUGAAAAUGGGAUGACCUGCCUUGGUAGUGCUUCAUCUGUUCCUGAGAAGAACAGCAUGGCUCUCUGUUACCUCCUACUUGUGUCUAGUUAGUUAAGUCCAUAAAAACUAAACUGCCUAAACUCCAUGGUUUUCACUAAAUUUGCUUAUACACGUAAAGAAAAUGUUAAAUUUAGGAAACUGGGAUGUCCAAGUGGCAGCAUUCUCUUCUUCUCUGGCUCUUGGUGUUGAGCUUUCUCUGUAGCCAGGGCAUAAUCAUUGAGUGAGAAAAUCUUGGAGUUGUUGUGAUUGUGUUUUUGUUAACCACUCUCACUUGUGACAGGGCCCCACAGCAUAAGGAAGGGUAAAAGCUUGUCCUCAGCUGUUCUCCCCUAAAACAAUCCAGUACCAGGUUAAACCAAAUUAAACUAAACACUGAACUCAGACUACUCAUGAAAAAUGAUAUGUAUGUUCAUAUGUUCACAUACCCACACACAUGAGAUGUUCCUUGCCCCCUGAAACCAGUUAUCAAUUUUUUAUCACAAAUCUAUUUUUCCCAUUAAACUUUUCCAUUGACUAUUAGGAAAUCUGCCAAUAGUAUGGUGUUAUUUUAGGUCAGUACUCUGAUUCCCCCUGAAAGGUUUGCCUCUGAACAUCAAAUAAUUCAUUGGAACAAAAGUUGUUAGCUAUUCAAGGUCAAUUCUUUUUAAAAUAAAGUUUAUCAGCAUGUAAACUGGGGAAUAACUUUUGCAAAUAAUAUUGUUAUCUUCCUGUACUCAUAAAGGCUAGUGUGUGUUCACUACUGAUUAUGCUCCCUAUGAAGUAGUUGUGUAAUGGUGUAGGAGCUGUGUAUGUAAAUGUGAAGCAGUUUGUGUAUUGUAGGAAUUAGAUUGACUUUUGGGAAAAUAUUUUAAAUAGUCGGAAUUGAAUGCUGUUUGUUUUAUACUGUCAAGAAACAAAUGAGAAUACUUUCAUGCCUGCAUUUUUAAAGGGAGUAAUAGUCACUCUCUCUCAAAAAACAAAAAAGAACAAAACUUGAUGCUGCUUAAGAGACAAUAAAACUCAAUUGUUUUCAGGCUGUGGCUGAUGGCUCCAAAACAACAGAACCUCUGCCUAGUCAGGGGUACGAUUUCUACCUUGGAAAACAAUCUUGUCAUCUAUUUAUAAAUUGUUUACUGCAGAUUCUGCCUCUUGAGAGUGCGGUUUAAUAAACAAAUCAGCCAACAUACAACGUAGAACUAAACCCAGAGUCACACACAUUUAUUCUGCAAGUCAAAUACUCUCUUUUUAUGGCUCAGAGGCUGCACUGGGCUCAUUUACAGAAUUCACUGCUGAAUUGAAGUCCUUGAUCAAGUAAUUGAAGUUCAGGCAUAAAGUAUCAAAGCGGCGCGAGAAAUCUCUUCGUCCCUGGCUCCCGCUACCUUUCCGCGCCGCCAGCGCCUGCCGAGGUGGCACUCCGCGCGCUGCGCGCACACCAGCCACACGCAGGCUUUGAUUGUAGCUGCAACUCCACGGAGUCAUGAAUGUUUCAGCGCCCGCGCGUGAGGUGAGGGCCUCGUGGCCAGGUGUAAGCUAGCAGGUUGUCGGCGACAUCUGUUUGCAGCGGCCGCGGAGGCCUCCCCAGCCAGCGGCGAGCGACAGGAUUGUCAGCGGAGGUAGUUGAGAGAGGCAGAACCGUUUUGGUCUCACUGGCUGCCUGGAGGCCCGAAACACACAAAGGUAGGAGUAGGGGUGGACACAGCUGCGCUCCCAAACUUGCCUUAGGCACAAAUAAAGAGAUCUAAUGCAGUUUGACUUCAUUGCGGUGGGGAAACAGGGACAGAAAGCCACUUCAGAGACACCUUAACGCUGCAACAUCUGCCGCCAAGUUUCCAGGGAGUGACGGGGGACAGCAGGUACCGAUCGAAGUCUCCACAUAAACAACCUCCAUUAAGCCAUGGACUCUUUUGAAGGGCCUCCAUCAAACAAGCUGGAGUCCGCAGCAGGAGUUUGUUUGGUUUUCAAAGCAGUGUUUUGUUUUUGCAGUAACAAGGUAAUUUAUAAAUGAUGCAUCACCACGCGUCCUCCUUUGUUUCUUUUUUAAUUUAAAUUUAUUUGUAAAGGGAGAGUUAGAAAAGCAAAAAGGCAAAGAAAGGGGAAAACCUAGCACUAGUUUUGGAGUUGUUCCACAAACCCAUUAAAUCUCCGCGGAGCUUCUUGGCUGUAAUCGAGGUUACGUUAACCUUCAGACCGCGAGCUCUCAUUCAGCGGUAAGCAGACAUAAAUUUAUAUACUGGAGUGGAAGACUCCUAGUAAUAGUAACACCCCUGAGGUACACCCACUGUUUGCUUUUAAACUUACAUCACAGGGCUUCUUACGACAUGGAGAUGAAAUGUAAUGAGAUUUUUUAAAGAUGGGAAUUCUCCUUUAGUAAAACGAAGGUUAGAAAAUUGCAUUGACUUUAUUUUCUUCCUUAGUGCCUGUUAUUGGUUAUUAAAAAUAACAUUUGAGGUUGAAAGUAAGAACUACAUGUUAAAAGGCAUUUUUGAGGGGAUUUCUCCCCUCUACCAUCUAGAUUCACCCACAAAAUUUUUUUAAAUGUGUGUAUUUUUCUCUGGGAAUAUGGCAAAACUCGUCAUUGUGCAUACACAUAUUUGACAUAACAGACCUGGUUAAAAUAUUAUUGUGGCAAAUAAAGCUCCAGGUAUGGUAAGAUAAAAACUACUCAAUGGAAAUGUAAACUAUUAUUGUUGAGGAAAUUUAGGCUCCCUCACCUGAGGGCAUGUCAGGUUGACCAUUGUGAGAUAAAAGAAAGAUGCUGGCUGACUCCAAAGCAUCCUUUGGAGUGGGAGUAGCCAGGGAACAAUGGUGUGGGGAGAGAGGCUAGAAGGUGACAAAGUUUUCAUCAGUUAAUGGUGAAAUAAGCAAUAGGAGUGCAUGGUGAAUUUCCAAUUAAGCUAAAUUUAUUUUGUUGAGAUUACUUUUGUUAAUUAUGCAAAUACAAUUUUAAUUUUUUGAAAAGAUUAAUGGUAGCUACUCAAAAACAAUGUCCAUUCUGACAGAGCUCAGUGUUAGUCUUCAAUUUUUAAAAAAACCUACAGAAAAGCAUCUAAACAUAGGGCAGGGUCGUUUAAAGGCCCCAGAGUGACUGGACAGCCUCAGUGGCACGUGACCUCAGGCUGGUGCUCCUAUUCACACCUCUGGUUCUAGAUUUAUGUUCACGCUUCUGACAGUCCUGCUUUUGAGCUCUCAUGCUCAAAAUAAUCUGGCCUUAUGCUCUUCAGUGUGGCUUCUUCAAUGAGUCGAACCCUCCCAAGGAUCACCCUGAACUUUGUCUUGCUGACAGGUCGCCCACUGCUCAGUCGUUUCAAACACUUCACCUUCAGACUGAAUGAACAUGCUGAUAGCAGAGACUUUGUGCCACAUGGCCUUUAAGUUCCCCAUCACCUUUGCAAAAUGUAAACCAUUUAUGGGUGUUUCUGAACAGAUUGAAACCUUCACUCAAAUGAUUUGAUAUUUCCAAUGUUUUUAGUGCUUGGCAUUAUGCUGCUAAUGACUGCAUUCUUAAGCUUAAUUUUUCUGUUCUAUCUAAAUGCAGAGCAGGGCAAAUGUUGCCUUAGAGUUGUGAAUAUGUGAAACAGAGUUUAGUCUAUAUUAUUAUAUUAUAUUAUUAUAUUUAUUAUUAUUAUAGUAUUUUCCAUACAAAUGACUGUAAACCUGCUUUUGCCACACCCUUUAUUUUGAGUCAUACAGCUGAACUUUGUUAAUAGAUUGUAGGGACUGUAAGAAAACCCUUGUUUUUAGCCUGAGUCAGUCUAAUUGCAUACAAAAUGCUCACACUGCUUUCAUACCUUACCUAUUUUACUCUUAAAAAUAGGGUUGGC